Messenger RNA from Pocillopora verrucosa, 762 nucleotides. Lineage: Eukaryota; Metazoa; Cnidaria; Anthozoa; Scleractinia; Pocilloporidae. The record is from RefSeq and is a predicted model, not a curated record.
GAAACGCUAAAUCUCAUGAAAUCCGAGGAGGAGCUAAAAAAUGUUUUAGUGGAGAAUUUGGGUUUACCCUUCGGUCAAGCAUUCAAAUUUAGCAGGAACUGGUUUGAGAAGUACCAUAAGCACAAAGAAACAACGUCAAUCAACAGCCAAAAGGAAAGCAAAAACGUUGGUGGAAGCACUGUGAAAAUUAAUACUAAAGACGGGUCUUGGGGUAGUAAACGUGCCUCAAGAAAUCAAACUGAGGAAAGUAAGAGUUUUAACACAACAGAUGAGAUUCAACACCUUGCAGAGGACCGAGAAAAGAGUGCUAAAUUAACCCUAGACAAAGAUGACAUCUCCGAAGUGCAGAACGGGAACAGGAAUUUAAGCAUAAAAACUUUGAUGAUAGAAGAAGGAGUUGUUAUUCAAGACCGUCCUUCCAAUGAUACUGAAGAGCCUGUAACCAGUCAGUGGCUGAAAUCCAAGCAGGAUGCAGGGGAGCAGAAAACGUGCGAAAACACAAAGACCGAUGCGCGUUUUGAAGUCUUUAAGGAAGUUUCCCUCUGUGGUCCGCUGCCGCACGGCUCCUUGCUGUUGCGUUUUUUUGAUCGUCGGCAUCUAGACUUCUGGGAUUUCAAUUCCACUGUCCCUGUUGGUGUUGUGAAAUUGAAGUUUAAAGUGAAUUGCUUCUUUUACCGUGCGUGUGUAGAAGUGGAGAUCACUGUCAAUAACCUUUACUUCGGUCUAGAGCGGGUGGUGCCCGGUGUUGUUGAUGUGCUCUGA